GCGCUCGUCAGUCUCUGUCAGUCUCAUUGCUCUCAAUCUCCGACCUCGCGCGUAGGCUUCUCCGAUGUUUUAUAUUUAAGCUCGAGGAUCCUACGUGAAAUAGUGGGGGCUCGCCACUUGCUACUCUGCCGCUAUGGCCAUACUACACCAGACGACGGCGAACACGGUUGCGACGAUCCUGGGCGUGUCUCAGCCAUGGCUCCCUCCUUCGCAGCAGCUUUUCGUGGACACGUUUCUGCCGGGUUGCGCGGGCUUAUUGCUUCUACUUCAUGACCUAUUGUCGUCAAUAAGAUUCCACAGAAGCAUCCGGACAGCCUUCCGGAGACUUGCAUCGCCGUUUAGGGAUUUCCUGACCCUGGAGGACCUUGAAGAGCAACCACACCCUGUCGCGCCUCCGGAAGCAUGGAAGGCGAGAGUACUCGUACUGGGAUCCGCGCUCGAGAGCGUUGCAUGGGUGUGCGUGCUUGCGUAUGGUGCGGUGGGGGAAGACAAGGGCUUGUCUAUGCAGGCCGCCGUUGCGGCGAUUACAUGGCUGUAUGCCGUACUCAGAGUGUUGUUCAAGCCACCGGUCACUCCGCCAUACCUCCUCAUCGUGCUGUACCUCGCGCAUGCCACCGUUGCUCUCGUGGAUCUGCUCCAGAGGUUCAUCGGCGGAGAGCGCAACCCAGCCUUCACUACGCUCGUCGUGCUACAACUACUUUCGCCUACCUUGUUGGCCUGGGUAGCGGGGUCACUGCCCGUCCGGGCGACCCUCCCAACACGGAAUGUCGCAAAACAUGCGGAUGUUCCGACAAGUGCAGCGACAAUGCCGGAGGAUAGCGUCACCCUGUGGUCGUGGUCGACCUUCUCCUUCGUCGAGCCGCUCUUCAAGGUUGCGUCGGCACAUACGCUCAAUGAGACGGAUGUCUGGAGCUUGUCGCCGUACUUCAAGCACAAAAAUCUGUUCACAAAGUAUUUGAAGUACCAGGAAGAGCACCCAACGCACUCGCUUCUGUGGUUCCUGCUUGCAUCUAACUCGCUGGACUUGACGCUAGACAUUGUCCUCGAGCUAUGGAGUGCUGUUUUUGGCUUCGUCCCUCCCUACGCGUUGCAGGAGAUCCUCUCAGCUCUUGCGGACCCGUCCCCGGAGUCCACUCAGCGCGCAUACUUCUGGGCAAUCAUGACCUUCCUCGCACAUCUUUCUUUCGCUCAGGUCGACCUAUAUCAAAAUUGGUACACGCGCCGCUGUUACGAGCGGACUCGCGGACAGCUGUUUUGCGCCUUGCACUACAAAGCACUAAGGAGACGGGAUGUCGGCGGAAAAACUAGUCAUGAGGACAAGGAGAACGAUAACGCCGACCUCGGAAGGAUCGUCAACUUGAUGCAAGGUGAUGCAUAUGCGGUGGCCAACCGCUUUUGGCAGUUCUCGGGCUUCUUCAUGGCCCCUAUACGUUUGACAAUCGCCCUCAUCUUCCUUUAUCGAAUCCUGGGGUGGAGUUCACUGGCCGCGGUUGUCGUGGUUCUAGUCGCCUACGUGGUGAACUACCCCCUCGCCAAGUACAAUGUCUACGUUACACGUCAAUCUUGGACCGCUCGCGAUACCCGCAUGAACCUCGUCAAUGAACUGUUCCAAAACAUUCGGUUCCUGAAGUACUAUGGCUGGGAACAUCGAUGGUCGGCUCGUGUCCGCGAGGCGCGAGAGUCCGAGCUCAAAUGGCGAGUCAAGGACAACAUCGUCUCAGUCUUCAUUACGUUCAUAUGGACCUGGAUCCCUUCCGCAACUGCCGUGGCCUCAUUCCUGUGCUUCACGCUCAUUGCCGGCGAGAGACUCACGGUCGCGAAGGCGUUCACUUCUAUCGCACUGUUCUCGUACAUACAGGAGCCGAUGACACAGCUGCCUGAGCAAUUCUUCGCACUGCUGCAUGCGUACGUCAGCAUGCAGCGUAUCGAAAAGUUUCUCGCAGAGGCCGAGGUCCCCGAGUGGGCGUCAUCCCUUAAAAUGUCAGCGAAUCCUGCGGCGCCUCUUCAAGAUGAAGUUGGAUUCGAGGACGCGGUAUUCGAAUGGAACGUUUCCCCGAGGGACGUACAGUCAAGGUUCCGAUUGGGACCCCUGAAUAUCAAGUUCCCGAAAGAGAAGUUGACUCUGGUUAGUGGGGCGACAGGCUCCGGGAAGAGCGCUCUUCUUGCGGCAUUGCUAGGAGAGAUGCACUGUAUCUCUGGAGGAGUAAUCCUCGAUAAGGCUGGUCACCAGGUCGCGUACUGCGCUCAGAACCCAUGGCUAGAACACGCCACAAUUCGAGACAACAUCAUCUUUGGUGCCGCGUAUGGAUAUGACGAGAGACGCUACCGAGCUGUUAUAGAAGCUUGCGCGCUCACGCGGGACCUGGAGAUUUUCGAAGCGGGCGAUAUGACAGAGAUUGGGGAGAAGGGCAUUACUCUUUCUGGCGGACAACGUGCUAGGAUAGCUCUGGCUCGUGCCCUGUACUCUCAGGCCACGUGUCUUCUGCUCGACGAUCCGUUGGCAGCGGUCGACAUGCAUACCGCUCAGCAUCUGGUAACUCACGCCUUGACUGGGAUGCUCGCGCGGGGUCGAACGAUCAUUCUCGUGACUCACCAUAUCAGUCUAUGCCUCCCCAAGGCAUCCUAUCUAGUCGAGCUGUCCAGUGGCUCAGUCAUACGCCAAGGUUCGACCCAAGCACUACGGGAGCAAGGCCAGCUGUCACAGAUCGUGGCGGCAGAGGACAUCGUUCAGGAGUCUGAGUCAUCCGAAUCUUCGUCGGCUACACUUGAAACCGAGAACGAAGCCGACCUCGUCGACCAGCCGAAGUCUACAGAUGAAAAUGCGAACAAGUCCAGCGGGAAGUUGAUCGAGGCAGAGGCUCGUGCUGAAGGGCGUGUAUCUGCGCGAACAUACUGGACGUAUAUUCUUGCCGCAGGCUUAUUGUGCUGGGCUUUCACGAUGGUUUUCAUGGUGCUUGUUCGUUUGAUCACCAUCGCGAAUCAGCUAUUCAUUGCCCGCUGGGGUGAAGCUUACGAGACCACGGGAUCAUCGAUUAUGAAGACGCUCCUGCAAACGCCUACUGUGUGGGCGAAGUUACCGCCGCCAGAUGUGGACGUCAAGCCUUGGUUACUGAUCUUCUUGUGCAUAUCCUUCUCCGGCGCUGUUGCCGUCAUUUCCAUUAUCUCGCUGGGAUACUACUCCAGUCUACAGGCCUCGCGAUCGCUCUUCCUUGGCAUGCUUAGCAGGCUGACUGGGGCGCCUUCGCGCUUCUUUGACGUCACUCCCAUAGGACGGAUACUCAACCGGUUCACGUCCGACAUUAACACCGUCGACAACACCUUGCAAAACUCCGCAAGGUCGGCACUUGCUGGAUGCUUCAACUUCCUAGCUUCGCUGGUGGUGAUUAUCUGGGUUGUGCCGACUUUUGCCCCCUUUGCCCUCUUCAUCGCUUGGCUGUACAUCCGUCUGGCUCCGCGCUUCGUACAGGCGUCGCGCGAUCUACGGCGACUGGAAUCAAUCUCACUGUCCCCAGCCUUUGCAGGGUUCGAUGAGUUGUUGCGCGGACUCCCUCACGUCCGGGCGUUCGGCAUGGAGCAGAGGUACCAAGCGAGGUUCUACGAUCGAGUUGAUACGUUCCAGUGCUUCGAUCACGUCUACUGGCUGGUCUCUGGGUGGCUGCAGUGGCGAUAUGACUGCCUCGGAUCCGUGGUGGUUUUCCUCACAACCAUCUUCGCUCUCAUGGGCUCGGUCUCGUCCGGGUUUGCUGCGCUUGUCAUCGUUCAAGCUGGCGUCUUUGCCCAAGCCUCCAGGGUGCUCGUCAGGGUAUUGGCACAAUUGGAGCUCGACUUCAACUCCGUAGAGCGGAUUGGAGAGUACCUUGACGUACCACAGGAGGCUGCGGCAAUUAUCGCCAGCAACCGGCCUCCAGCCUAUUGGCCUUCCAGCAAUGGCGAGUUGGUCGUUGAGGACCUGGUGGUCAAAUACGCGCCAGAGCUACCUCCAGUAUUGCACAACUUGUCGUUCACAAUUAGACCAUGUGAGAAGAUUGGAGUGGUUGGUAGAACAGGGUCAGGGAAAUCGACGCUGGCACUGUCCCUACUACGCAUGGUGGAACCCAGUGAAGGUCGUAUAAUAAUUGACGGUAUAGACAUCACCAAGAUCGGGCUCGAUGACUUGCGUACGCGUGUAACCAUCAUCUCGCAAGAUGUCUCCCUCUUCUCGGGCACGUUGAGGAGCAACAUUGACCCGUUCAACGAACAUUCAGACCAAGAAUGUCUCGAGGUCCUUGAGCGAUGCCACUUGCUCUCUAUCCUCAGACAUUCGUCUUCGAAAGCAGAUGCGGGUCACCAAGACGUAACCCUCGAUAUGCCGAUCAGUCAAUCAGGUUCGUUGAGCGCGGGUGAACGCCAGCUCGUUGCAAUGGCUCGUGCUGUAUUGCGGCGUAGUAGCGUCGUCAUCAUGGACGAGGCAACGUCGCAGAUAGAUGCAAGCUUGGAUGACCAGAUACAGCGCACUAUCCGCGAAGUCUUCGCAGAUGCGAUAGUCAUCACGAUCGCUCAUCGGCUGAAGACGGUCCUCGACUACGACCGCAUCAUGGUCUUAGGCGGAGGGAAGAUACUGGAAUUCGACACUCCACGACUACUGAUGUCAAAACGUGACGGUCUCUUCGGAGAGAUGUGUCGAGCAAGUGCUGAUUGGCAGGAGUUGCAAGAUGCAGUCAGCAACCUCUCGGAACGAUCAUAGUAUGAUCAAUUCUGGGAUGUAAACAUGCGUAGAGUUGCAAAGGAACCAUGGAUUCUGUGAAUUGCGCUGAACUAGAUAGACUCGAAUGUUAUGAUAUUGCAGAUUCGAACUA
Molecule: messenger RNA, 4835 nt
Organism: Rhodofomes roseus
Lineage: Eukaryota; Fungi; Basidiomycota; Agaricomycetes; Polyporales; Fomitopsidaceae
Product: P-loop containing nucleoside triphosphate hydrolase protein
Exons: 25
Coding region: 134-4723 (1529 amino acids)
Biological process (GO): transmembrane transport
Cellular component (GO): membrane; fungal-type vacuole
Molecular function (GO): ABC-type peptide transporter activity; ATP hydrolysis activity; ATP binding
Source: RefSeq, a predicted model, not a curated record